Molecule: messenger RNA, 1191 nt
Organism: Komagataella phaffii GS115
Lineage: Eukaryota; Fungi; Ascomycota; Pichiomycetes; Pichiales; Pichiaceae
Product: Palmitoyltransferase with autoacylation activity
Exons: 1
Coding region: 1-1191 (396 amino acids)
Cellular component (GO): endoplasmic reticulum membrane
Molecular function (GO): protein-cysteine S-palmitoyltransferase activity
Source: RefSeq, a predicted model, not a curated record
AUGGCCGUCCAACUCAAAUGGCCUUGGCUUGGUAUUGCCAUACCCUGCUUUCUAAUAUCUUUUAUUGGAUAUAAUGCCCACUACUUCAUCUUCACCAAUUACAUGACAAAGAGAAAUCAGUGGUGGUUCCAGUUCUACCUUACCAUGGUAUGGAUCUCCUAUUAUUUAGCCAUCAAGAAAUCCCCUGGAACCCCUCCUCCAAAUUUUCAGCCAGAACCAAACGAGUGGCGGAAAUGGUGUCGGAAAUGCAAUAACUACAAACCAGAAAGAUCCCACCAUUGCAAGACUUGUAAGAUUUGCGUGUUAGUGAUGGAUCAUCAUUGUCCCUGGACGGCCAAUUGCGUUGGAUACCAGAAUAUGCCCCAUUUCAUUCGAUUCCUUGGUUGGGUAGUGUUUACCACUUCAUAUGUUCUUCUGCAAAUAUGCAAAAGGUUUUACUUUUUUUAUCAGAACAGAAACUUACCCUCUUAUCUGUUCAAAAAAACGGAGAUUGUUUUUGCAGUGAUUCUGUUCUUUAUGGAUACCCUGGUUCUAGUAACCGUGUCUGCACUUCUUUUCCGAACACUCUAUCAUAUAACUUUUACUGGAAUGACUACUAUUGAAAGCUGGGAGCAUGAACGUCUUGAAGACCAAUUCUAUACUAAUCGAUUAUGGAGGAAGAUUGCCUACAAUUAUUACCAGUUCCACAAGAAAAAGCUACCGGCACUUAAAAGUUGGACAAACAUCACGGGCAAGAAUGACGAGCGACUUGAUUCUAUGUCUAAUGAGCUAGCCGAGACUGAAUGCCCAACGUCGCCCGAGUACCAAUUCGACGAUGAUGAAAAUCUAGUUCCAGAUCAGUUUACUAUAGAUGAUAUCAUAUUCCCCUAUGAUACAGGUUAUUGGUCAAACCUGACAAACACAUUAGGACCUAUUUACGAAUGGGUGCUUCCGUGGGGAUGUCCCCAUGGGACUGGCUAUUACUUUUCAAAAUCUGAUUUCUAUCAGGACGAUCAAUUGACAAUACCCUGGCCCAUAGAUGGAAAUCACACGUUGAAACCAGAUCAAGACUCAAAAGAUACAGCAACAUCCUCAAGUUACCAGUUAUCCCCCUACAAGCUGGAUGAUGAGCCAUCACCAAGAAAUACUGACUGGUCCAACGAUUUUGGUGAACGUAUGGAUGAUUUUGGCGUUGACACUGACGUCGAAUGA